AUGGCUAGUAGAACUCAAUUUGAAAACUCUAAUGAAGUUGGUGUUUUCUCAAAAUUAACAAAUUCUUAUUGUUUAGUUGCUGUUGGUGGUUCAGAAAAUUUUUAUUCUGCUUUUGAAGCUGAAUUAGGUGAUGUUAUACCUAUUGUUCAUACCACAAUUGCUGGUACCCGUAUUGUUGGUAGAAUGACUGCUGGUAAUAGAAGAGGUUUAUUAGUUCCAACUCAAACAACAGAUCAAGAAUUAAUGCAUUUAAGAAAUAGUUUACCAGAUUCUGUUAAAAUUCAAAGAGUUGAAGAAAGAUUAUCCGCUUUAGGUAAUGUUAUUUGUUGUAAUGAUUAUGUUGCUUUAGUUCAUCCAGAUAUUGAACGUGAAACUGAAGAAUUAAUUGCUGAUGUUUUAGGUGUUGAAGUUUUUAGACAAACUAUUGCAGGUAAUGUUUUAGUUGGUUCUUAUUGUUCUUUAUCAAAUCAAGGUGGUAUUGUUCAUCCUCAAACUUCUAUUCCAGAUCAAGAAGAAUUAUCUUCUUUAUUACAAGUCCCAUUAGUUGCAGGUACUGUUAAUCGUGGUUCUGCUGUUGUUGGUGCUGGUAUGGUUGUUAAUGAUUGGUUAUCCGUUACUGGUUUAGAUACUACUGCUCCAGAAUUAAGUGUUAUUGAAAGUAUAUUUAGAUUACAAGAUGCUCAACCAGAAACUAUUUCUGGUAACUUACGUGAUACUCUUAUUGAAACUUAUUCAUAA
Molecule: messenger RNA, 738 nt
Organism: Hansenula ciferrii
Lineage: Eukaryota; Fungi; Ascomycota; Saccharomycetes; Phaffomycetales; Wickerhamomycetaceae
Gene: TIF6
Product: translation initiation factor 6
Exons: 1
Coding region: 1-738 (245 amino acids)
Biological process (GO): maturation of 5.8S rRNA; maturation of LSU-rRNA; cytosolic ribosome assembly
Cellular component (GO): cytosol; nucleolus; preribosome, large subunit precursor
Molecular function (GO): ribosomal large subunit binding
Source: RefSeq, a predicted model, not a curated record